This is a messenger RNA of Tetranychus urticae (two-spotted spider mite), 1210 nucleotides long. It is a transcript of the gene Nubpl, whose product is annotated as NUBP iron-sulfur cluster assembly factor, mitochondrial. NCBI's taxonomy places the organism in Eukaryota, Metazoa, Arthropoda, Arachnida, Trombidiformes, Tetranychidae. The record is from RefSeq and is a predicted model, not a curated record. Gene Ontology annotation, biological process: iron-sulfur cluster assembly; mitochondrial respiratory chain complex I assembly. Gene Ontology annotation, cellular component: mitochondrion. Gene Ontology annotation, molecular function: 4 iron, 4 sulfur cluster binding; ATP binding; ATP-dependent FeS chaperone activity.
AGUACGUUCAGCUUAUGGCCUCGCCUAAACCCUAGAUAACAUGUACAACAAUGUAAACAAUACGAACGAUAAUGUUUUGCUGUUUCACGUUAUGAAUAUGGAUCAUUCAUUUUGAUUUUUUCACAUAAAUUAUCAAGACUACAAUACAUGUGAAUAGUACAUAACAAAAUAAAUAACGGUUCCCUGAAUAUCUUACAACUAGAGAUGCUCUUUCAUUGUAACCAGUUUACUCGACUUACCUAUGUUGAUAUGUUGGUGGACGAAUCCAUAAUAAGAUCAAAUUAAACUUGAAUCGGAUUAUAAAACUUUCUUGCUCGUUUGAUCCUAUUUCAUCAUGGCUAAAGUGAUGGGUAAAUUACCCAAAAAAAUACCAAUACCAGGAGUCAAUCAGGUGAUUCUCGUUUCAUCGGCCAAAGGAGGUGUUGGUAAAUCAACCGCGUCUGUUAACCUGGCUUUAGCUCUUAAACAUAUUCAAAGAUCAAGUAAAAUUGGUUUAUUAGAUGCUGAUGUUUUUGGUCCAUCGAUUCCUAAACUAAUGAAUCUUUCAGCAAACCCUGAAUUAAAUAAACAAGGAUUAAUGAUACCAUUAGUUAAUUAUGGUCUGCAUGUCAUGUCUAUGGGGUUUUUAGUUGAAGAAAAAAAGGCAAUUGUUUGGAGAGGCCUCAUGGUUAUGUCGGCUAUACAGAAAUUACUCCGUGGUGUUGCUUGGGGUCCACUAGAUUAUCUAAUUAUAGACAUGCCUCCAGGAACAGGAGACACUCAAUUAUCUAUCACGCAGAAUAUUCCAGUCUCAGGCUCAGUUGUUGUAACGACUCCUCAGGAAAUCGCCCUUUUAGACGCCCGUCGUGGUAUAACAAUGUUUAACCAAGUUGGAGUCCCAAUUCUUGGUAUUAUUCAAAAUAUGUCUAUUUUUAUCUGUGAAAAAUGUGGCCAUGGCACUCAUAUCUUUGGUGAUUCAGGAGCUGAAUCACUUUCUUUAGAAACUAAUGUACCAUUGUUGGGUUCAGUUGCUUUAGAUCGUUCUUCUGGUAAACCAAUUUUGAUAACCGAGCCAGAAUCUAAAUCAAGUCAGUCAUUCAUAGAAAUUGCUACAAACCUGAUAAAACCUGAUAAAGCGUUUACCCCCUCAUUUAAAUUGUUAAUGUCCGAGAAUAAAAACAAACACAACCACAAACCACUGAUUUCAUCGCUUUCGAGAAUAAAUUAUUAA